Caenorhabditis angaria is the source of this 1315-nucleotide messenger RNA. The record is from the annotation of a GenBank genome assembly. Lineage: Eukaryota; Metazoa; Nematoda; Chromadorea; Rhabditida; Rhabditidae.
AUGAUAAAAAUCACACGAAUUAAACGAAUUCAAGGAUGGAAAUUGAUUGCAUGGGGAAUUUUGAUUGGUAUUGUUAUUUCAUUGUGUUUAGAAACAAAGGUAAUUGAAAAACAGUUCUUAUAACCUAAUUCGGAAUUCGAAAAUUCAGAUAAUUGAGGAAUCGGCAGAAGAAGAGAUCAAUUUGAAUGAAGAUAACACUUUUGAGCCAAUUAUUUUUCAUUCUGAAGAAAAAUCUCAUUCACAUAAAGGUAUAAAAUUAUUCUAAUAAAAAUGAAAGAAAAUUAAAAUAUUACAGAUGAUCGAAGUAUAGCGGAUGAAAUAUCACAAAAAGUUCGAGUGUUUUGCUGGAUUUUGACAGGAAAACAAAAUCAUGAGAAAAAAGCGAAAUUUGUGAAAGCAACUUGGGCAAAAAGAUGUAACAAGUUAGUUUAUUUUUGAAAAUUUAGAGAUUUAUUUCCAAAAUUUUCAGAUAUGUUUUCAUGUCAUCAGAAGAAGAUGCAUCACUUCCUUCAAUAAAUUUAAAUGUAUCAGAAGGUCGAGAUUAUUUAUGGGCAAAAACAAAAGGAGCUUUCACUUGGAUAUAUAAUAAUCAUUUAAAUGAUUAUGAUUGGUUUUUAAAAGCAGAUGAUGACACUUAUGUUGUUAUGGAAAAUUUGAGAUUUAUGCUUUUAUCACAUUCUCCUGAAGAACCUGUACAUUUUGGAUGUAAAUUCAAACCAUUUACAAAAGGAGGAUAUCAUAGUGGAGGAGCUGGAUAUGUUCUAAGUCGAGCUGCUCUCAAAAAGUCUGUAAUUUUCUUUAAAUUCAUCUGUUAAAUUUUUUUUGAAAAAUCGAAUUCAGACUGGUAGAAGUUGCACUUCCGAAUGAAACCUUAUGUGAACAAAAUCAUGAUGGAUCUGAAGAUGUCGAGAUUGCAAAAUGUUUGGAGAAAGUAGGUGUAAGAGCUGGUGAUUCAAGAGAUUCUGAGGAAAGACACCGAUUUUUCCCAUCAUCUCCCGAAUAUUUUUUGAAACCCGAACCUAUUGAUCCAAAAUUCUGGCUUUCCAAUUACAUGUAUUAUCCAUAUCAAAGAGGACCUUCGUGUUGCUCAGGUUAGUGAUAAAACAUUUCUCGAAAUUUAAUAUAAUUAUUUUUAGAUCAUGCAAUAUCGUUUCAUUAUGUAAAAGCUGAAACAAUGUAUUUAUUUGAAUAUUUGAUAUAUCACGUAAGACCAUUUGGAAUUCAAAAACGUCUGAAAGUUUCACAAAACGAAACGAUUUUACAAUCCUCUCGUAUUGAAUCCAAAUCAGAACAAGGACCUGAUGAUGUUUUUUAA